Molecule: messenger RNA, 925 nt
Organism: Juglans regia (Persian walnut)
Lineage: Eukaryota; Viridiplantae; Streptophyta; Magnoliopsida; Fagales; Juglandaceae
Product: protein SHORT HYPOCOTYL IN WHITE LIGHT 1
Exons: 4
Coding region: 42-623 (193 amino acids)
Biological process (GO): negative regulation of photomorphogenesis; regulation of abscisic acid-activated signaling pathway
Source: RefSeq, a predicted model, not a curated record
AUCGCAAUGCUGCUGCUUGUAAUAUCUCGAACCGGGCAAUAAUGGCGGCGGGAGCAGCAGCAACGUUAUCCCCAUUGAUUGACCUCACGACCCUCCACUCCUCGUUCUCACCUUCUGCAAAUUUCUCAUUCCCUCACCAAACUCUUUAUCUACACCACCGCACCCCUCGCAUAAAGCCCAUAAUCAGCAUUUGUCACAGCAAGUUGAACAGUUCAAUCGGCCCAGAAGCAGAUGAGAUUGAUGAAGCUUUCUUCGAAAUCGAUGAUGUGGCCGAGGAGGAGAGCGACGAGGAAGAUACAGAGAGCAGCCUUGAUUUGUUAGUCAGGUUCUUGCAAAGCAUGUUGAAAAAGGUCUCCAAGCGUGCCAAGAAGGCCUCCCGCUCCGUUUUGCCAGCCAUAAUACCUCCCCAGCUGGUAUCUUUUGCAGUUGAUGGCAUUCUGCUCUUGGGUUCACUAUCUAUUGUGAAAGCACUUCUUGAGGUGGUCUGCAACCUUGGAAGCACUGUGUUUGCAGUGAUCUUGCUCCUGCGUGUUAUAUGGGCAAUUGUUUUUUAUUUCCAAUCAAGUGAGAGCAGCUUUAACCAGGGUGGAAGUUCCUUUGGAGCAACACAGCCUGUUACAUAAUUUUGACCAUUUGUUGGAGAGCUCUCUUUCCUGAAUUUCCUCCAGAAUAUCACUCUUUCUCCUCCUUUGGUCUUCUAUAUAGCUACAUGACUACCAGAUUACUUUUCUUUUUUGUGGCUUUAAGUUGUGUAGAUAUAAAUAGGCAGUAUAAAUAUGCUUAGGAAGUGAUUCAAACUGCAUACUAUUUGAUUUAUUAACUGAACAGUCUAAAUGGUUCAUCUACCCUGUUGGAGAUAGAUGUACGCAUGUGAUGAUUUCUCCACUUCGAAAUAUAUGACAUAAAAUUUUGUACUUGGAUUGUA